UUGCAACGUGGCGGUCUCCAAAGGCUCUAUAAAUAGACACUGCCACUGGCUGGCUAUGAACUUAGACAUCAUUGUGUAUCAAAUCCUCACUGCCAACAAACAAAAAGAUAAAAUCUCGCUCAAACUUACUGAACAGCUCCAUCAAUGGCGUCCCUAUACAAGCACGAGGAUCUUCCCCCACCUUUGGAUUCCACUGCCAGCCCACCUCCUCUCUUUGAUGGAACAACAAGGUUGUAUAUCGCUUAUUCCUGCCCAUUUGCUCAACGCGUCUGGAUCAUUAGGAAUUAUAAGGGUUUACAAGACAAGAUCAAACUAGUUCCCAUUAACCUUCAGAAUAGGCCCGCUUGGUACAAGGAAAAGGUCUACGCUGGGAAUAAGGUGCCAUCUUUGGAACACAAUGGAAAAGUCAUUGGAGAAAGUAUAGAUCUGAUCAAAUAUGUGGACAGCAACUUUGAAGGACCCUCACUUUUCCCUGAUGAUCCUGCCAAAAGAAAGUUCGGCGAGGAUUUGAUAUCGUACCUUGAUAAGUUUGUAGGGGGAGUUUAUACUUCAUUUCAAUCAGACCCAGUAAAGGAAGCAAAUGCUCAAUUUGAUUACUUGGAAAACGCUCUUAACAAGUUUGAUGAUGGGCCAUUCUUCCUGGGACAAUUGAGCUUGGUGGACAUAGCUUAUAUUCCAUUUGUAGAGAGAUUCCAAAUCUUCUUAUCAGAGGCGUUCAAGUAUGACAUCACAGCAGGCAGGCCUAAGCUAGCACUGUGGAUUGAGGAGUUCAAUAAGAUUGAUGCUUAUAAAGUAACGAAAACUAAUCCAAAAGAGCUUGUUGAAUUCUACAAAAAGCGCUUCUUGAAUGAUCAGCACUGAAGUUGCCAAAUAUAGGAUUUCUGGAUAUAUUAUAAAUAAGGGCUCAAUUUACUUAGAAUGUUUUCCCCAAUCUAAGAAAUAUUUGUUUGUGUAUGUAUGUGUAUCUUUUUUAUGUUUGUUUUUUUUUUAAGGACGAAUCUUGUGUGUGUAUCUGCUAGUGUUUGGUGGAGUCCUGUUAAGCCUUUGUAUUCAGCAUGUUGCUGCCAUACCUAUGUAUGCCAUGCUUUUAUUUAAAUAAGAAAACGUCAAAGGGUCAUUUGGCGACGUGCCGUAUUUGCUCUCA
This is a messenger RNA of Ziziphus jujuba (common jujube), 1144 nucleotides long. RefSeq names its product glutathione S-transferase L3. Gene Ontology annotation, molecular function: glutathione transferase activity. The coding region runs from base 145 to 861 and encodes 238 amino acids. The record is from RefSeq and is a predicted model, not a curated record. The transcript is spliced from 10 exons. Lineage: Eukaryota; Viridiplantae; Streptophyta; Magnoliopsida; Rosales; Rhamnaceae.